Molecule: messenger RNA, 906 nt
Organism: Penicillium alfredii
Lineage: Eukaryota; Fungi; Ascomycota; Eurotiomycetes; Eurotiales; Aspergillaceae
Product: zinc metalloprotease
Exons: 2
Coding region: 1-906 (301 amino acids)
Molecular function (GO): metallopeptidase activity
Source: RefSeq, a predicted model, not a curated record
AUGGUCUGUCAUUCGUUUUUUCAGCUCUUGGUCUUGGUCGCAAUCCUAUCUUUCCGUGUUCGAUGCAGCCCCGUUGGACUGCAGAAACGUGGUGUCUGCGCCACCGAGGAUCCCGAUGCCUCCUUCCUUCAUGAAGUUUUGCACCUGAGAUCAGGCGAGACUGGUCAGGGUUCUGAAGCCAGAAAACCCCCCAUUGAAAUUGAAACGUGGUUUCACCUCGUCAGUGGCGAGUCCGAGGCCGAUCAGGUUUCCGAUGAAAUGGUCGACGCUCAGGAUACCUCCAUAUCCUAUCGAUUACAAGGUGUUACCCGACACGUGAACGACACCUGGGCCCGCAACGGAGAUGACCUAGCUAUGAAGAGGGCACUCCGCAAAGGCAGCUACCAAACUUUGAAUGUGUAUUUUCAGACGAAUCUCCAGGCUGCCCCAGGGCAAGCUGGACGCAUCGGAAACAGGGGAGCCAGUGUGUCAAACGACCUAUCGUCCAGUGUGUUGGGAUUCUGUACUCUGCCUGACCCAAGUGUCAAUGCCAGCAGUUCCCGUGCCGACUAUAUCAAGGAUGGCUGCAAUGUGUUGGCAAAUACAAUGCCUGGUGGCUCGCUGGAUCUCUACAACCGUGGCGGUACCGCCAUCCACGAGAUUGGUCACUGGAACGGUCUACUGCAUACCUUCCAGGGGGAGUCCUGCUCCCCGGACAACCCGGGCGAUUAUAUUGAUGACACGCCGCUGCAAUCCACCCCGACGGACGGGUGCCCUGCCCAAAAAGAUUCAUGCCCAGAUUCACCUGGGAAGGACGCCAUUCAUGACUUCAUGGACUAUUCCUCCGACGUGUGCUACGAAAGCUUCACUGCCGGCCAAGGCCAGCGCAUGCGGAAUAUGUGGGCGUCUAUGCGGGAAGGGAAGUGA